AAAUUGAAAACAACAAAAUGUAAAUAUAAGAUGGGUUUUAUUAAAACACUAAUGUGUCACUGAGAAGUGUGACGGACUUAGCUUAAUUCUGGACAAUUUGUACUUGCUAAGAAUAAAACUGCAGUAAAAACCAGUGAGAAACGAUAAUGAGAGUGAAACCGGUAAGUUCCGGAUCAAUAGAGGUUUGCUACUAUACUUGCGCAACUAAAGUUAUUUAAAUUGUUUAGUUGUUACAGCAAGAGUGAGCAACUGAAUCACAUUGGUUUGCCCAAUACUGGUCAUGGUAACAGAGGUGCAUUUAUUAUUAAACAAUAUUUUCCAUACUUAAAGUUUUUUUAUAUUUAAUAAAAAUAAAAUUUGUGCAUGUGCAAUUGAAAGUUAUGUUUUAUUUACAUAAAUAUUUUUUACAAACGUUAUAGCCUAUUCACAGCUGAGACUCUUUAAAAAUCAUUGUGAAUAGCAAAUACUGUUUAAAAAGAAGAAGAUUGUAAACACGCGGAUCCUCAUGCGAUUCUUUGAAUGGUUUAGUGAUAAUUUGUAUUAAUUCUCAAAUAAAGAUUUUAUAAAUUAAAAGCAAUUUCUAAAGCGGAACAUAAAAAUGGGCAAAACUAAAAAGAAGGCACAUCCUAAAAAACGCACAGCAGCAUUCAAGGAAAAGGAAUCCAAUGAGCUGGUGGAAGCACCACAUUCUUUUGUAAUACAUCGAGGGCUUUCAUGUCCCUAUAUCACCGAUUUAACAUUGGAUUUUCGAAAAAUCAUGGAACCAUUUACAGCAUUACAGUUAAAAGAGAAGAAAAUUAAUCGCAUUAAAGAUUUUGUGGCAAUGAGCGGAUUCUUUCAUGUUUCCCACAUGGGUAUAUUCAAUAAAGCCACAUCCCAGUUGUCAUUUAAAAUUGUACGUAUGCCGCGUGGUCCUACACUUACUUUCAAGGUGCACCAAUUUACUCUGGCGCGAGAUGUGCUCUCAAACAGCAAAAGACAGUUUGUGGACGACGAUAUGUUUAAGCACUCACCACUUGUUAUUAUGAAUAAUUUCACAGGUGAUGGUAAACAUCUAAAGUUAAUGGCCAGCACGUUUCAGAAUAUGUUUCCCGCAAUCAAUUUAGCACAAGUAAACAUUGCUACAAUCCGUCGUUGUGUGUUGUUCUCAUAUACACCGGAAACAAAUUUAAUAGAAAUGCGUCAUUAUUCAGUCCAAGUGGUGCCAGUCGGCUUAACGCGAGGUGUUAAAAAGCUUGUAAUGGGCAAAAUACCAAACUUAUCCAAAUGUGAAGAUAUUGCUGAUUUCAUAAUGCAAGACGGAGGAGCUUCAGAGUCGGAAAUGGAAGAUGAUGAGCAAUCGCAGGUUGUUCUACCACAAACUCUUAAACGUAAAGGCAAUUUAGAGGAUAAUAAAUCAGCUGUGCGUCUGUUUGAAAUUGGUCCACGCUUAACUAUGCAAUUAAUGAAAAUCGAGGAAGGUCUUCUAACCGGUGAAGUACUUUAUCACGAUCACAUAGUCAAGACGGAAGAGGAAAAGGAAACGCUUCGUAAAAUGAUAGAGAAGAAACGAAAACUAAAAGAAUACCGAAAAACAGUACAAGAAGAGAACCGUAAACGCAAUUUACGUGCAAAAGAGGAAGUGUCCGGUAAACGCAAGAAACAUAAGAGCGAAGCAGCAGCUAUUGGUGAUGAAACGAAGGAAGACAGCGAUCCCGAAAACGAUGCAGAAUACUAUAAACAAGAAGUUGGCGAAGAUCCUGAUGAAGAACUGUUCAAAUCUGAAAGCAAGUCAAGGAAACGUGCCAGCUUGCCGCCAAGUUUAAAGUUCAAGAAUAAGAAGCUGAAAAAAGCGCAAGAAAAAAGAAAGUGAUGCUCAUAUAUAUAUUUAAGUAGUAUAUUGUUAACAUUCAAUAAAAACCCAAUUUCUCAGAAA
Messenger RNA from Bactrocera oleae (olive fruit fly), 1915 nucleotides. RefSeq names its product Brix domain-containing protein peter pan (gene ppan). Gene Ontology annotation, cellular component: preribosome, large subunit precursor. Lineage: Eukaryota; Metazoa; Arthropoda; Insecta; Diptera; Tephritidae. The record is from RefSeq and is a predicted model, not a curated record. Gene Ontology annotation, biological process: rRNA processing; ribosomal large subunit assembly. Gene Ontology annotation, molecular function: rRNA binding.